Phyllostomus hastatus (greater spear-nosed bat) is the source of this 2163-nucleotide messenger RNA. It is a transcript of the gene PIGT, whose product is annotated as phosphatidylinositol glycan anchor biosynthesis class T. The transcript is spliced from 12 exons. The record is from RefSeq and is a predicted model, not a curated record. Gene Ontology annotation, cellular component: GPI-anchor transamidase complex. Lineage: Eukaryota; Metazoa; Chordata; Mammalia; Chiroptera; Phyllostomidae. Gene Ontology annotation, biological process: attachment of GPI anchor to protein. Bases 44 to 1780 code for a protein of 578 amino acids.
UCGUGGGGGCGGGCACUGUUGGGGGGCGGAAGGAGCCGCAGGAAUGGCGGCGGCCCAGCCGCUCGUUCUGUUGGUGCUUCUGCUGCUGUGGCCGGGCGGCUGGGGCCAUGCAGAGGCCCCACGCGACAGCCUGCGGGAGGAGCUCGUCAUCACCCCGCUGCCUUCUGGAGAUGUAGCAGCCACAUUCCAGUUCCGCACGCGCUGGGAUUCGGAACUGCAGCGGGAAGAAGUUUCUCAUUAUAGGCUCUUCCCCAAAGCCCUGGGGCAGUUGAUCUCCAAGUAUUCUCUCCGGGAGCUGCACCUGUCACUCACACAAGGCUUUUGGAGAACUCGAUACUGGGGGCCACCCUUCCUGCAGGCCCCCUCUGGUGCAGAGCUCUGGGUCUGGUUCCAAGACACUGUCACUGAUGUGGACAGAUCUUGGAAGGAGCUCAGCAACGUCCUCUCGGGGAUCUUCUGCGCCUCUCUCAACUUCAUCGACUCCACCAACACGGUCACUCCCACUGCCUCCUUCAAACCCUUGGGGCUGGCCAAUGGCACCGAUCACUACUUCCUGCGCUACGCUGUGCUGCCGCGGGAAGUGGUCUGCACCGAGAACCUCACCCCGUGGAAGAAGCUCUUGCCCUGCAGUUCCAAGGCAGGCCUCUCCAUGCUGCUGAAGGCCGACCGCCUGUUCCACACCAGCUACCACUCCCAAGCAGUGCACAUCCGCCCUGUUUGCAGAAAUGCUCGCUGUACCAGCGUCUCCUGGGAGCUGAGACAGACCCUUUCCGUUGUGUUCGACGCCUUCGUCACGGGGCAAGGGAAGAAAGACUGGUCCCUCUUCCGGAUGUUCUCCCGAACCCUCACGGAGCCCUGCCCCCUGGCUUCAGAGAGCCGAGUCUACGUGGAUGUCACCGGCUACAGCCAGGACAAUGAGACUUUGGAGGUGAGCCCGCCCCCGCUCACCACGCACCGGGACGUCAUCCUGGGCACUCAGAGGACCUAUGCUGUCUACGACUUGUUCGACAAGGCUGUGAUCAACAGCUCCCGCAACCUCAACCUCCAGCUCAAGUGGAAGAGACCCCCGGACAAUGAGGCCCCGCCAGCGCCCUUCCUGCACGCGCAGCGGUACGUGAGCGGCUACGGGCUGCAGAGCGGGGAGCUGAGCACGCUGCUGCACAACACCCACCCGUACCGGGCCUUCCCCGUGCUGCUGCUGGACACCGUGCCCUGGUUCCUGCGGCUGUACGUGCACACCCUCAGCAUCACCUCCAAGGGCAAGGAGAACAAACCAAGUUACAUCCACUACCAGCCGGCCCAGGACCGGCUGCAGCCCCACCUCCUGGAGAUGCUCAUUCAGCUGCCCGCCAACUCGGUCACCAAGGUCUCCAUCCAGUUUGAGCGGGCUCUGCUCAAGUGGACCGAGUACACCCCGGACCCCAACCACGGCUUCUAUGUCAGCCCGUCCGUCGUCAGUGCCCUCGUGCCCAGCCUGGUGGCAGCCAAGCCUGCGGACUGGGAAGGGAGUCCCCUCUUCAACAGCCUGUUCCCGGUUUCCGAUGGUUCCAGCUACUUCGUGCGGCUCUACACGGAGCCGCUGCUGGUGAACCUGCCGACGCCAGACUUCAGCAUGCCCUACAACGUCAUCUGCCUCACGUGCACUGUGGUGGCCGUGUGCUACGGCUCCUUCUACAACCUCCUCACCCGCACCUUCCACAUCGAGGAGCCCAAGAAGGGCGGCCUGGCCAGGAGGCUGGCUAACCUCAUCCGGCGUGUGCGUGGCGUCCCGCCGCUCUGAGACCUGACCUCUGUGCAGCCGGGGCUGCCGUUUCUCUCUGGGAAGGGGUGCUGGUGACCCCCAGAACUAUGUCUGUCACUUGCUCUCCCCGGAGUUGGACCGAACUGCCCCGGGGCCGGGCCAGGGCCAGGGCCAGAGCUGCCCCGUGCAGCACCGUGGCUGCAAGCCAGAUGUGGCGUUUGAGUUCAAGUUCAUUUAAAUUAAGAACUCAUUUCCUCAGCUGUGCCAGCCCUGUUUCCAGUGCUCGGUCACCGGAAGUGAGGCGACUGCCGUGUUGGACAGGACAGUCAGUCGUUUCCGGCGCUGCAGAAAGUCCCACUGAGUGGCACUGGCCCGGUAACGGUCGUGCCAGAGAGCUGCUGUCGUCACUGUGUGGCGGGGGA